This is a messenger RNA of Phragmites australis (common reed), 2734 nucleotides long. Its product is annotated as calcium-dependent protein kinase 2-like. The record is from RefSeq and is a predicted model, not a curated record. The transcript has 8 exons. Lineage: Eukaryota; Viridiplantae; Streptophyta; Magnoliopsida; Poales; Poaceae. Gene Ontology annotation, molecular function: calcium ion binding; calcium/calmodulin-dependent protein kinase activity; calcium-dependent protein serine/threonine kinase activity. Gene Ontology annotation, cellular component: cytoplasm; nucleus. Bases 245 to 2086 code for a protein of 613 amino acids. Gene Ontology annotation, biological process: protein autophosphorylation; intracellular signal transduction; peptidyl-serine phosphorylation.
CGACACGUACCUGUUCUUCUCGAGGAAAUGAUCUUUUUCCCACAUGCCUCACAUGCUUGUAUAUCAAUUCAACUCGCCAAGGCUAACUGAGCAUAGCUCAGUUGCUCAGCCAUGAGAGUGAUGUGCAUAUGUGAAAUUGUGAACGUAUUUGUGUGCCGGACUUGUAUUCUCAAUUUCGAUUUCAGUACGCCAAACUAAUCUACCCUCCGAGUUCGCCCUCCCGGAAAAUUGAAAACGUAACGCAAUGCACUUUCAAAACGAGUACGCUAGCCAUACAAAGAGAAGCAAAACGGAGGCAAACCAAACGGGAAGAGGGAGCCGGGCGGUUACCUUCCCGCCAUUUCCUCCCUACCCACCCUUCCCGCGGCCAUGGCGACCACCCGAUCCCCGGCGCUAUAGAAUUCUCUCGUCGCCUCCCCUCCACCCCCUACGGCUCCGCAUCCCUCACCACCCUGACCCUCCCCGGCGUCGCUGCCCCUCCGCCGCCAUGGGCAACUGCUGCCCGGGCUCCGGGGAUGCGGAGCCCGCCCACGGCGCCGCCGACCCCUCCUCCCGCUUCGGCGCUGGCACCGCGUCCCUCAAGGCCAGCGCGUCGCCCGCCGUCGCUCCGGCCCCCAACAAGCCGCCGGCGCCCAUCGGCCCCGUCCUGGGCCGGCCGAUGGAGGACGUGCGGAGCAUCUACACCGUGGGCAAGGAGCUCGGCCGGGGCCAGUUCGGCGUGACCAGCCUGUGCACGCACAAGGCCACCGGGGAGCGGUUCGCGUGCAAGACCAUCGCCAAGCGGAAGCUGUCCACCAAGGAGGACGUCGAGGAUGUUCGGCGGGAGGUGCAGAUCAUGUACCACCUCGCCGGCCAGCCCAACAUUGUCGAGCUCAAGGGCGCCUACGAGGACAAGCAGUCCGUGCACCUCGUCAUGGAGCUCUGCGCCGGCGGGGAGCUCUUCGACCGGAUCAUCGCCAAGGGCAAGUACACCGAGCGCGCCGCCGCCGCGCUGCUCCGCACCAUCGUCGAGAUCGUGCACACCUGCCACUCCCUCGGCGUCAUCCACCGCGACCUCAAGCCCGAGAACUUCCUCCUCCUCAGCAAGGACGAGCACGCGCCGCUCAAGGCCACUGACUUCGGACUAUCCGUCUUCUUCAAGCAAGGGGAGGUGUUCAAGGACAUCGUCGGCAGCGCGUACUACAUCGCACCGGAGGUGUUAAAGAGGAACUAUGGCCCCGAGGCGGACAUCUGGAGCGUCGGCGUCAUCCUCUAUAUCCUCCUCUGCGGAGUUCCCCCCUUCUGGGCCGAAUCCGAGCACGGCAUCUUCAACUCCAUCCUCAGGGGGCAGGUCGACUUCUCCAGCGACCCGUGGCCGCGCAUUUCCGUCGGCGCCAAGGACCUCGUCAGGAAGAUGCUCACCUCUGACCCCAAGAAGAGGAUCUCUGCUUACGAUGUCCUCAAUCAUCCUUGGAUUAAGGAAGACGGUGAAGCGCCUGACACGCCACUGGACAACGCUGUCAUGAACAGGCUCAAGCAGUUUAGGGCUAUGAACCAGUUCAAGAAAGCCGCGUUGAGGGUCAUUGCCGGGUGUCUGUCCGAGGAAGAGAUCAGAGGUCUCAAGGAGAUGUUCAAGAGCAUGGACGCCGACAACAGCGGCACCAUCACCGUCGACGAGCUGCGGCGAGGUCUAGCCAAGCAGGGCACCAAGCUCAGCGAGGCUGAAGUGGAGCAGCUAAUGGAGGCCGUAAGUCCACGCACACUCGGCAUCUUACGUGUGCUGCAUGCCGAUGCCGACGGGAACGGGACGAUCGACUACGAGGAGUUCAUCACCGCGACGAUGCACAUGAACCGGAUGGGCAGGGAGGAGCACCUCUACACCGCGUUCCAGUACUUCGACAAGGACAACAGUGGGUGCAUUUCGAAGGAGGAGCUGGAGCAGGCGCUCAGGGAGAAGGGGCUCCUCGACGGCAGGGACAUCAAGGACAUCAUCUCGGAGGUCGACGCCGACAACGACGGGAGGAUCGACUACAGCGAGUUCGUGGCGAUGAUGAAGAAAGGGAACCCCGAGCCGAACCCCAAGAAGCGGCGCGACGUGGUGCUGUAGGAGAUCAGGAGCGAUGAAGUCGAGGAGCUGACAGCGGCAAGCCGGCGGCUCGUCUCUACUGACCGAUCAGGUUUCGGCGUACGUCGGGCAGUUGAUGCCACGAUGGACGGCACACUCGAGCAGAUCGAGCAAUGCUGUUCCAUGGCGCACGCAGUGGCGGUGCAUGAGCCCUGUAUAUAUUGGAGGGGGGAGGGAGAGGCUCACACUAUGUAACUAUGUGACGAAAGAGACGGGCGUAAUCCAUGCUUUAAUUUGUACUGACCCAUGCAACAGCUCGUGUUACUUAGAGCUGUUCGUGAAUCUGCACUGAUGGUUCCUCUUUGUUUAGUGGUCUGGCCUCUCGACGUGCGAUGCGACGACGACGAACUGUGCUGUGUAUCUUCAGAUGUGUAAGAGGAGAGAAUAGCAUACCCCGAAACCUGAAUGUUCACGAAACGGACACGCUUGGGCACAGUUUUCCCCUUCUUGUGCAUGAAGUGUAAGCAGUACAGCACGGUCUGCUUCAGGGUCUCCUUACUCAAGUCUGAAUUUAUCUGUCGUGCCCUGAACGACACAGUUCGCUUCAGGGACUCGUUACUCUGAAGGAAAAUGAAGGGACAAGAGAAGACAAAAAUACGAGAACCACAAGGGCAAGAGAAGAUAGAGCCG